Lates calcarifer (barramundi perch) is the source of this 8066-nucleotide messenger RNA. RefSeq names its product ATPase phospholipid transporting 11A (gene atp11a). The record is from RefSeq and is a predicted model, not a curated record. The coding region runs from base 219 to 3836 and encodes 1205 amino acids. The transcript has 31 exons. Gene Ontology annotation, biological process: phospholipid translocation. Gene Ontology annotation, molecular function: magnesium ion binding; ATP binding; ATP hydrolysis activity. Gene Ontology annotation, cellular component: endoplasmic reticulum; plasma membrane; trans-Golgi network. Lineage: Eukaryota; Metazoa; Chordata; Actinopteri; Centropomidae.
CAUAGUUGCUGCCAAUGACUCGCACUGCAUACUGGAACUGGUGGGCAACUUCAGCUGGAAAAAUAAAGACCCAGGAAUGACUGAAGGAAGACGAGAAGACAGAGAAAGUCAUGGACAGAGGAGGACAUUUAAGAAGAAGCUGGCGCCUACAUUAGAAAACUCUCAAGAGAAACGACUCAGAAAGAAGAAGAAGUGUCCGGGGAGGAAGGAGAAACACAAUGGGGAUGGAUUUCAGCACUCUUCGGACCCUCAUCAGCAGAUAUUGUGUUGGUGAGGAGAACUGGGUGGACAGCAGGACCAUUUACAUCGGACAUAAGGAGCCGCCUCCUGGAACGGAGGCCUUCAUACAGCAAAGAUUUCCAGACAACAGAAUAGUCUCCUCCAAGUACACUUUUUGGAACUUCAUCCCUAAGAACAUGUUCGAGCAGUUCAGGAGAGUCGCCAACUUCUACUUCCUCAUCAUAUUUCUGGUCCAGCUGAUGAUCGACACUCCCACCAGUCCCAUCACCAGCGGGCUGCCGCUCUUCUUUGUCAUCACAGUCACCGCCAUUAAACAGGGUUACGAGGACUGGUUGAGACACAAAGCAGACAACGCUGUCAACCAGUGUCCCGUCCACGUGGUGCAGCAUGGGAAAGUGGUCCGCAAACAAAGUCGCAAGCUCAGGGUUGGAGAUGUCGUCCUGGUAAAAGAAGAUGAAAGCUUUCCCUGCGACCUGAUACUUCUCUCCUCGUCUCGAGAUGAUGGGACCUGCUAUGUUACAACAGCCAGUCUGGACGGGGAGAGCAGCCACAAGACGUACUAUGCAGUUCAGGACACCAAAGCUUACCACACAGAGCAGGAGGUGGACUCCAUCCACGCCACGAUAGAAUGUGAACAACCACAGCCGGACCUGUACAAAUUUGUGGGGCGUAUCAACAUUUACAUGGACAAUGAGGCAGUGGCCAGGCCUUUAGGUUCAGAGAACCUGCUGCUUCGAGGGGCCACACUCAAGAACACUGAAUACAUCUAUGCGGUCGCCAUCUACACAGGCAUGGAAACCAAGAUGGCUCUCAACUACCAGUCCAAGUCUCAGAAACGUUCUGCAGUAGAAAAGUCGAUGAACGCCUACCUGGUGGUCUACCUGUGCAUUCUCAUCAGCAAGGCUCUCAUCAACACAGUGCUGAAAUACGUGUGGCAGGCCGACCCCAACAGAGACGAGCCGUGGUACAACGAGAGGACAGACGCAGAGAAACAAAAGCACAUCCUGGUCAGGGCGUUCACCGACUUCCUGGCCUUCAUGGUCCUUUUCAACUACAUCAUCCCCGUCUCCAUGUACGUCACCGUGGAGAUGCAGAAGUUCCUGGGCUCCUACUUCAUCAUGUGGGACGACGAGAUGUUCGACGAGGAGCUGGGGGAGAGAGCCGUGGUCAACACGUCGGACCUGAACGAGGAGCUGGGACAGGUGGAGUAUGUGUUUACAGACAAGACGGGGACUCUGACAGAGAACAACAUGGAGUUCAUAGAGUGUUGUGUGGAUGGACAUGUUUACGUGCCUCAUGCUAUCUGUAAUGGACAGGUGAUGCCUGGUGCGGCCAGUAUGGACAUGAUCGACACAUCGCCGGGUCCCGAAGCCAGGGAGCACGAGGAGCUGUUUUUCCGGGCGCUGUGCUUGUGCCACACGGUGCAGGUGAAGGAGGAGGAGACGGUGGACGGGAUCAAGCACGGCAUCCACCAGGGCAAGUCCACCUCCUUCUACAUCUCCUCGUCUCCGGACGAGGUGGCGCUGGUGGAGGGAAUGAAGAGGCUCGGUUUCACCUAUCUGAGACUCAAGGACAGUCACAUGGAGAUCUUGAAUAGAGAGGAUGAGAUUGAGAGGUUUGAGCUGCUGGAGGUUUUGACGUUCGACUCCGUCAGACGGAGAAUGAGUGUCAUUGUCAGGUCCAGCACUGGUGAGCUUUAUCUGUUCUGCAAAGGCGCCGACUCCUCCAUCUUCCCCAGGGUUAUCUCAGGCAAGGUGGAUCAGGUUAGAGCUCGGGUGGAGCACAACGCAGUGGAGGGUCUGAGGACUCUUUGUGUUGCCUACAGGCCUCUGAGCCCUGAACAGUACCAGGAGGUUUGCCACCUGCUCAGCGGAGCCAAGUUGGCCCUACAGGACCGGGACAAACGACUGGCUGAGGCCUAUGACCUCAUAGAGAAAGACCUGAUCCUGCUGGGAGCCACUGCUGUGGAGGACAGGCUCCAGGAGAAAGCGGCAGACACCAUCGAGUCGCUCCACAAGGCCGGCAUGAAGGUGUGGGUGCUGACCGGAGAUAAGAUGGAGACGGCGGCGGCGACCUGCUACGCCAGCAAGCUCUUCCGUCGCAACACCCAGAUCCUGGAGCUGACCACCAAACGCACCGAGGAGCAGAGCCUCCACGACGUCCUGUUUGACCUGAGCAGGACCGUCCUGAGGCAGCACGGAGGCAUGACCAGGGACACUUUCUCUGGUUUAUCAGGUGACUGCACUGACUACGGCCUGAUCAUCGAUGGAGCCACCCUCUCUGCGGUGAUGAGGCCCGGCCAGGAGGAUUCAAACUCAGGGAACUACAAAGAGAUCUUCCUAGAAAUCUGCCGCAACUGCAGCGCCGUGCUCUGCUGUCGAAUGGCGCCGCUCCAGAAGGCGCAGAUUGUGAAGCUGAUUAAAGCCUCCGAGGAGCACCCGAUCACACUGGCGAUUGGAGACGGAGCUAAUGAUGUCAGCAUGAUCCUGGAGGCCCAUGUUGGCAUCGGUAUUAUGGGUAAAGAGGGUCGUCAGGCAGUGAGGAACAGCGACUACGCCAUCCCAAAGUUCAAACACCUCAAGAAGAUGCUGCUGGUCCACGGACACUAUUACUACAUACGCAUCUCUGAACUUGUGCAAUACUUCUUCUACAAGAAUGUCUGUUUCAUCUUCCCCCAGUUCCUAUAUCAGUUCUUCUGUGGCUUCUCACAACAGCCGCUGUAUGACACAGCCUACUUGACUCUGUACAACAUCAGCUUCACCUCGCUGCCCAUUCUGCUCUACAGUCUCAUAGAGCAGCACAUUAACAUGGACAUCCUGAAGAAGGACCCAUCUCUGUAUAGAGAUAUUGCUAAGAACUGUUUGCUGCGGUGGCCCAUCUUCAUAUACUGGACCGUCCUGGGUGUGUAUGACGCCAUCGUGAUGUUCUUCGGUGCUUACUUCCUGUUUGACAACACCACAUUCACCAGCAAUGGACAGAUGUUUGGAAACUGGACGUUCGGGACGCUGGUCUUCACUGUGCUGGUCUUCACUGUUACAUUCAAGUUGGCUCUAGAUACUCAUUACUGGACUUGGAUCAACCAUUUUGUCAUCUGGGGCUCGCUGAUUUUCUUUGUGGUCUUCUCUCUGCUGUGGGGAGGAAUCAUCUGGCCCUUCCUCAACUACCAGAGGAUGUACUACGUCUUCAUGCAGAUGUUGUCCAGUGGUCCGGCCUGGCUCAGUAUAAUCCUCCUGAUCACAGCCAGUUUGUUGCCUGAUGUGGUGAAGAAGGUGAUCUGGAGGGCGCUGUGGCCCACCACCACUGAACGCAUACAGAAUGCCGAUAAACUCUACAAGGGCCAGCUCUCUGAGUUCACCCCCCUGGCGUCUCUCCAUGCCCCGUCCAAGGCCAGCGGCCACCGGCGAGGCUCGGGCAACCAGAGGAACGCCCCGAACCCUCGAAGGUCUGAACCCUUUAAAAAGAAAGUCAUGUUCACGCGCUGGCAAAAAACGCCAGACUACUGCACCUUCACCCCACUCCUCCGAUUCACAGACGGCUCCCGCCAGCCGAGGCAGGGGCACUCGUACAGCGGGGCGGGGCCCGAGACCUCAGUCUAAUUUAUUUCUGUUUUUCUAUUCUUAUAUUCUGACAUCAGACACAAUGAACUGGACAAAGGAGCGAUUAUGAUAAAUUGGUCCAGAUGUGAGCUGGGACGUAAAGUCACCUAAAAGUAACUGACUUUAUUUAUGUUACUGAGCUGGAGUCAAAUAAGGAACCAUGUUGCUAAAAGCAGGUAUCUGUAAUCCAUCUGUAAGGGAUUACAGUGAAAGUAAUCUUCAUAACUGCUCCCAAGUCAGCAGCCAAGUAUGGCACAAAGCACUAUGGGACGACUCUGGAGAGGACUCCACCCGCAGGGCCUCGCUCGCUGCCCGCGACGUGCAAAGGGCUCAGUGUACUGAUGUCACAACAACAACAACAAAAACACUCUUUCUUAAAGUAUAUGACUGUAUGUCACAGUGAAAAUAUGUGCACUGGCCCUUUACAUCUGUCUGCCUCUGACAGCAGGCAGCUGAAGUGUACUUUUCUCCAAGUGUUAGGAUUUCUAUGACUUUUUACGGCGAUAAUCAUGAGGUGUUGUGGUUGGACAUUGUGCUCAUGACGAUGAUGAUGAUGAUGAAGACCGUAACAGUGCUCUCUCUUUCUUUCCUUCCCUCCAUCUGUCUGUUCUGCCUCUUUAGGACUAACUGCUGUUGCCUGUGUGCAAACAUAUUAUCCCGAAAUACUCCGUAGGACUCUGGGGUCAGAUCCUACAGCAUUGUAAGGAGCGGUGGAGUAGAGCAGUAACGCUUUAGUGUUUGAGAAGUGGAUCUGAGUUGGUGUUUUUUUCUCUGCUUUAUUAGUCACUGUAUUGAUGUCUUAAAGAAAAAAGACCAACUUCAGCUCCACUUCCGACGCUUUUAAACUCACACGUAGGUAGUGUAGAGUGUUUCGAGGGAUAGAUGUGUGUGUAUCUGUGUGCUGAUAGCUAGUGGUCGUGUUAGUGUGUGUGCUCCGUUCACAUCUGCAGAAUCUCUUACUGUCUUUGAAGCACUUUAACUAUAAACCUUCAUCUUAUAUUUAUCUAUAACGCAGAGAGACUACUCUAAGUUUUUAUGCCUUAUUGUGUUAGUGAUUGACUCCAGUAGAAAUGGCUGUGUGACGGCUUCCGAGCUGUUUCUCAAUGCCUUAACGUCAGCUUGUAAAUACCACAGAGAUUAUGAACCAAAGAACCAGAAGAAAGAAAAAUCUGACCUCAUAUACUGCAAGUUUAUUUAAUGAGAUAAAUAGUGUGGUCUAUAAGUCAAUACACACAUUCAUGGUACUGUAAAACACUUGAAGUGAAAGUGGCCAUUAGAAAGACGAUUAAAUGUUUAGGGGAACUUUAGGGGAAAUUUAAAACAUGACAGUAGAAAAAAGCAGCUCCUCAUUUGUUCUCUGUAUUUAAUGUGUAAAACAUGAUGUGAGUGUCAGUUGUCAAGCUUGAUUUUUAGCUCAAAUACUAUUUCAGCACCUUAAAAUUUACCAUACGAACAUACCAAUCAUAGUGCAAGGAUUCUAUCAAGUGCUUCAAACUACUUGACGCCUUAAAAAUAUAGUUACUAGUUUUUCUGAGAGUUGCUCAUUGAUCAUAUAGUCACACACACACAUCCAUCCAUGUCUUAGGAGAUUGUGACGGUUUUGGUUUUAUUCUGUUGUACACAAUCUACACAGCAGCAAUAACAAAAAAAGGAAGAAAACCAAAACAAAUAGGACAUGCAGAAGCAAAAGAUUUAAAAUGAAGUUUCUAAAGAAAGUUUUUAUCUACAAAACUGAAGCAUGACACAGAAAGAAACACAAGAAUUUCACUUAUUUUCACAUUAUAAUCCCACCAUUUUAGGCUGAGUUAGAUUUGACCAUCAUUGAUAGUAAGGAGUGUCCCAAAGUCUUUUCUCACAUGAUUCAGAUCCAGUAAGCUACAGAGUGAUAAGAUUUUGUUUGUUCCACCUAAUGUUUCCCAGUCAGUUUGCAGGUUAGCUUCUGAUCUCUCAGUGCUGAUGCACGUGAAAGUCUUAUGAUGGAGUUUAGAGUGUCUUUGAUUCUGUCUUAUACUGUUUCAACCCUGAACCUCUCUGUCUUUCUUUCUGGCAUCUCUCUCUCUUUCUUUCUAUCUUCCUCUCAUUCUCCCUCUGCUGAAGCAAUGUGGAAGUUUUCCCACCUCUGUGACAGCCGCCUCCACCCGUCCUCAUCAUCACCCUCUCGUCUGUCUCGGCCAUUCCUCCCUCUGUCCGCUCAUCCAUCCAUCUACGCAUCCAUCGUGAGACAGAGUAGAAAUGAUGUUUUACACUCUUCUUUAAAUAGUUCUUUUAUGAACCGAAGCCUUGUUGCUGCUAGAGAUACUUGUAGCUGCUUUACAUUAGGUGCCUUGUGGUAGUUUCUCUGUCUGUGCUGAACUGUCUUUGCUUGCUUUUAUGGUAAACCUACUACUAAUCAUAGGCAUUUAGGUGGAGAGGCACUGCAGGUGAUGGAUGUAUGGAUGCAUGACUGAGGAGAGGGACUGACAGAAUGGAUACACGAGUAAAAAGGUGAAUGUAAAAGUUAAUUUAACGCAGGUUCUACUGUCCAAGAAGACGUAUUUGAACAUAAACAGCACUGAAAUAUUACAAUCAAUGAACAAAUUAAUUACCACUUGCAGCAAAACAUUCGACUGAUGUUUAAUGUCUAUUUUUUAUUGUUUUUAUUCACAUUUUUUAUAUAUGUCCAGGAGGGCAUUUAAAUGAAAUGUUAUUUUUAUUGUUUUCAUUAAUGUAUAAAAUAUGAAAUUCCCCUGUACCACAUUAAGAGUGAGUGAAGGUGGUCGGAGCACACUGGAAAAGAUAUCAGUCAGAUGCCGUCUUUAAUCUUUGUAAAGAAAACUUGAAGCUCCAGCUCUGCUUGAUUGAUUAACUGCAGUUGAUCAAUGUUACAAACUGGGAUUUUUCUUUUUUUAUGUUCUGUGUAUGUUUCCUUUAAUGUCUUGCUUGUCAAGAUUCUGGUUUUCUACUUAGAUAUUUAUAUAAAAUGAACAGCAAAACAAAGGAUUCUUACACUGUUGGAUUCUGGGGUAAAAUCUAAUUAAAGGAUCAGUUCAACCAAAUUACAACGGUGUAACCAUUGUGUUGGUAUGGAAGCAGAAAUCUUAGAGAUGCAUAUCUCCAAACUUGGACAAAUAAAACUGAAUAUACAUUUGCAUGGCUUGAUCGCACUGGAGGUAAGUGAGUGUAAUUUGGGUGAAUUGGCUCUUUAACAUCCUCAGGGUUGUGAAUGUGAACAUGUAAUCAAGGAUCCUGUUCUUCCUCCUUGCUGUAUGUGUGAAUCCCAGUUGGACUUUGGACAGAUACAGGUCCCUGCAGGGAGAUGUUUGUCAACUGUAACUGUGUGCCAGUAUGAUGCCACCUGAUUCCAUAGGUAAUAAGAUAGAAAUCAAUGUAAUUAUUGACUAAAAUUGCCACAGACUGAGGCCACAUAAAGAGAAACACCAACGCAGAAGCUUUUAUACUUUAUGAUCUGAGUUAUCUGAUCAAGCCUGACUGAAUAUUGGCACUUUGAAGUUAUUGCCAUAAGCCCCUUCUUCAUGUGAGGUAAGACAGUCAGGUACUUCCUGUAUCUCUGUCUGGAAAACUGUGGGAUCAUAUAAAGAAAUUACUACAAAAAAAGUAUCCACAGUUACUUCAGAGCUUUUUGUAUGUAUGUUAUAGAUCGUGUGAGGCUUUGUGUUUUUUUUACUUUCCAGAGACUGUAUUUGAUGUGUGUCUUAUUUGUGUAGAGGAGUAUUCUAACAACCACGCUGGGUGGCAUCAAAACAAAACACUGGACAUGUAUGUACGUAUGCAUAGCUUUAAAGAUUUUGAAAAAGCAGAGCGAUUUCUGUGGUGUUAGCUCAGAUACACCCCUGCACUGAACCGUCUCGUCUGAUGAUCGACACCUUGCUGUAGAAAUUUUCAAAGCCAUUAAUGGUGGUGGAUUAACUGUACCAGUCGCUCUUGUCCUAACUGUCCUGGUCUUUUAAGACCACCUAAACUGACAGCCUUCAAACAGAAUGUUAUCUUUUUCUCUUUUACAAUGUAUUAUUGUAUAGUGAUCUAUAUUUCUCAUAAUCAACAGUAUCUAUAAUCACUGUACACUCAGAUACAGUUUUGGGGUCUUUUUGUAUACAGUUUUUAACAGAGUCAUAUCAAGGUUUACUUGUGGAUUUUUGCCAACAUUUCUGUAGCUAUCAACGGCAAACAACUGUACAUUUGCUUAAGAAUAAAAGCCAGAAGUGGAAAUAUAAAAAAAGAAAAGGAAAAGAA